Dromiciops gliroides (monito del monte) is the source of this 8963-nucleotide messenger RNA. RefSeq names its product EMAP like 6 (gene EML6). Gene Ontology annotation, molecular function: microtubule binding. NCBI's taxonomy places the organism in Eukaryota, Metazoa, Chordata, Mammalia, Microbiotheria, Microbiotheriidae. The record is from RefSeq and is a predicted model, not a curated record.
GCCGCCCCCACCCAGGAGCGGGAGGAGAGGAGAGAGAGAGAGAGCAGGGGAGGGAGGGAGCAGGGUCUGCCUGUCUUCUAAGCACAAGGACUUGGGCACUGCCUUCUCCACGGGUGGCAGGGGAACCCAGAGCUGGACAGCUGCAAGCGCGGGCAGUAACGGAAGCAGAGGGAGGGAGGCUGGCUAAUUCUGGAUGGGGGGCAGAAAUCCAGCCCCCGUGAGGGAAUGAAUAUUGGACAGGGAUGGACAAUUUGGAAAGCAAGGACCAUGAUGGAAAAGCUUGCAAGAGUUCCCAGUAAAAUCCAGGUUGUCACCGGAUAAAUCCAGGGAAUUGCUGCAGAAUUCCAUCCUCUGCAACUUAAAACAUAUAGACCGGUUCCUGUCUUUACCGUUUGAACAUAUAGGUCUCUUUUUAAAAGGUGUGUUUGGGGAAGGGGAGAGAACCCCAGAAAGCUCUUUCGGUGCCAGUUACGCGAAGGGGCAGCAGUCAGAGACCUUGCAGGUGGUGUCGGCACCUGGAAGUUGCUUUUGUCUUUGGAGCAAUAUCCGUCCAAGCUCAGAGAGCGUUUUCAUUUCAUCCAUCUCUCCCAAAGUGUCUGGGUUGCAAACCCGUGGAGCCGCGGCGGCAGCAGCAGCAGCAGUAGCUGCUCCUCUUCUCUAGCAGCAGCAGCAUCAGAUUAUGGUGUCAGCGGGCACACGGGGCUGUGGAUGCGUUUCCUCCUGGAAAUCAGAAUCUCCAAGUGCCAACUGAAGACUCUCAACCCUGCCGCAGCCCCGAGCCCUUCCCAGCGAGAGCUGUAGGCAAGGUGGGGGGGGGGCGGGAAAGAGGGAGAGGGCCAAGUCGACUGUGUGUGUGUCUCGGUGUGUGAGUGUGUGUGUGUGUGUGUGUGUGUGUGUGUGUGUGUGUGUCUGUGAGUGGGGUUGCGUUAUCAUGGCGGAUCGGACAGCUCCUAGAUGCCAGCUUCGGCUGGAGUGGGUUUACGGUUACAGGGGUCACCAAUGCCGCAACAACCUGUACUAUACCGCGGGCAAGGAGGUGGUCUACUUCGUGGCUGGAGUCGGGGUGGUGUACAACACCCGGGAGCACAACCAGAAAUUCUUCUUGGGACACAACGACGACAUUAUCAGCCUUGCCUUACAUCCGGAUAAAACCUUGGUUGCGACUGGACAAGUUGGGAAGGAUCCUUAUAUUUGUAUUUGGGAUUCUUAUAAUGUACAUACUGUUUCUAUUCUUAAAGAUGUACAUACACAUGGAAUUGCUUGCCUGGCUUUUGAUUCAGAUGGACAGCGUUUAGCCUCUGUGGGAUUGGAUGCCAAAAACACAGUCUGCAUUUGGGACUGGAAGAAGGGAAAACUACAGGCAACAGCAACUGGCCAUUCAGACAGGAUUUUUGAUAUUUCCUGGGAUCCAUAUCAACCAAACAGAGUAGUUAGUUGCGGAGUGAAGCAUAUUAAGUUUUGGACACUAUGUGGAAAUGCGCUAACUGCAAAAAGAGGAAUAUUUGGCAAAACAGGGGAUCUGCAGACGAUCCUUUGCCUUGCAUGUGCCAAAGAUGUUACCUACUCUGGUGCUUUAAAUGGAGAUAUAUAUGUCUGGAAAGGGUUAAAUUUAGUCCGCACGAUUCAAGGAGCUCACAGUGCUGGAAUCUUUAGCAUGUAUGCCUGUGAUGAGGGCUUUGCCACUGGUGGUCGAGAUGGGUGUAUACGAUUAUGGGAUAUUGACUUCAAACCAAUAACCAAAAUUGAUCUCAGGGAAACUGAGCAAGGAUACAAAGGUUUGUCCAUCCGUAGUGUUUGCUGGAAAGCAGAUCGACUUUUAGCAGGUACACAGGACAGUGAAAUAUUUGAAGUGAUAGUGAGAGAAAGAGAUAAGCCGAUGUUGAUCAUGCAAGGUCAUUGUGAAGGGGAGCUCUGGGCCCUGGCUGUCCAUCCCAAGAAACCUUUAGCUGUUACAGGCAGUGAUGAUCGAUCUGUCCGAUUGUGGAGCCUUGCUGAUCACGCCUUGAUUGCCCGCUGUAAUAUGGAAGAAGCAGUACGCAGUGUAUCAUUCAGUCCAGAUGGAUCUCAGUUAGCACUGGGGAUGAAAGAUGGGUCUUUCAUUGUCCUCCGAGUCAGAGAUAUGACAGAAGUGGUUCAUAUCAAAGACCGAAAGGAAGUAAUUCAUGAAAUGAAAUUUUCUCCAGAUGGUUCUUAUCUUGCAGUAGGGUCCAAUGAUGGUCCGGUAGAUAUCUAUGCUGUUGCUCAACGAUAUAAAAAAAUUGGAGAAUGUAACAAAUCUUUUAGUUUUAUUACUCACAUUGACUGGUCUAUGGAUAGUAAAUACUUACAAACCAAUGAUGGUGCAGGAGAACGAUUAUUCUACAAGAUGCCAUCUGGAAAACCCUUAACAACUAAAGAGGAAAUCAAAGGGAUUCAUUGGACUGCCUGGACCUGUGUGAUUGGGCCUGAAGUGAGUGGGAUUUGGCCCAAAUACAAUGACAUUACUGAUAUCAAUUCAGUAGAUGCAAAUUACAACAGUUCAGUGAUGGUCACUGGAGAUGACUUUGGACUGGUUAAAUUAUUUAAAUUUCCUUGUCUAAAGAAAGGGUCUAGAUUCAGUGAGUAUGUUGGCCAUUCAGCUCAUGUGACAAAUGUCCGCUGGUCACAUGAUUCGUGGGUGUUAAGUACAGGAGGUGCUGACCACUCGGUUUUUCAGUGGAGGUUUAUUCCAGAAGGUGUGACCAAUGGAAUCCUCGAUUCAGCACUCAGGGAGGGUGGCAAUGAUUCAUACAGUGGAUCAGAUUCAGAUUUAUCAGAUGUGCCAGAGUUGGACUCAGAUAUCGAGCAAGAAGCUCAAAUCAACUAUGAGCGCCAGGUUUACAAAGAAGAUCUACCUCAGCUGAAACAACAAAGUAAAGAGAAAAAACCAUUCUGUCCCUUCCUUAAAAGAGAAAAGGCUCCAGAGGACAGCUUGAAGCUACAGUUCAUACAUGGUUAUAGAGGCUACGACUGUAGAAAUAAUCUGUUCUAUACCCAAACUUGAGAGGUGGUCUACCAUAUUGCGGCAGUUGCUGUUGUGUACAAUAGGCAGCAACACUCCCAGAUUGUAUCUGGACAUGACGAUGAUAUCCUUAGCCUUGCUAUUCAUCCAGUGAAAGACUAUGUAGCUACAUGGACGUAUGUUGGAAGAGAUGCUGCUAUCCAUGUAUGGGACACGCAAACUCUAAAAUGUUUGUCACUAUUAAAGGGACAGCAUCAGCGAGGCGUGUGUGCUCUGGAUUUCUCAGCUGAUGGGAAAUGUCUGGUGUCUGUUGGUCUAGAUGACUUUCACAGUAUUGUUUAUUGGGACUGGAAAAAAGGAGAAAAAGUAGCAACAACAAGAGGACAUAAAGAUAAGAUAUUUGUAGUGAAGUGCAACCCACAUCAUGUGGACAGACUGGUUACUGUUGGGAUAAAGCACAUCAAAUUCUGGCAACAAGCAGGUGGGGGCUUUACAUCUAAACGAGGAAUCUUUGGCAGUAUCGGGAAACUGGAAACAAUGAUGUCUGUUUCUUAUGGACGAAUGGAAGACCUGGUUUUCUCUGGAGCUGCAACGGGAGAUAUUUUUAUUUGGAAAGAUAUUCUUUUACUUAAGACUGUGAAAGCUCAUGAUGGGCCUGUUUUUGCUAUGCAUGCAUUGGAUAAGGGUUUUGGAACAGGUGGAAACGAUGGAAUUGUGGAACUCUGGGAUGAUAUGUUUGAGAGAUGCUUGAAGACUUACGCUAUUAAAAGAUCCGCAUUAUCAACUAGCUCUUAAGGGUUGCUCUUAGAAGACAAUCCUUCAAUUCGUGCCAUCACUUUGGGGACAGGACAUAUCCUAGUAGGGACCAAGAAUGGAGAGAUACUUGAGAUUGCUAAGAGUGGCCCUAAGACUCUGCUUGUUCAGGGGCAUAUGGAGGGAGAAGUCUGGGGUUUGGCAGCUCACCCUCUCCUGCCUAUCUGCGCGACUGUGAGUGAUGAUAAAACUCUUCGAAUCUGGGAACUGUCAUCCCAGCACCGCAUGCUGGCUGUUCGAAAGCUCAAAAAAGGUGGGAGAUGCUGUGCCUUUUCUCCUGAUGGGAAAGCCUUAGCGGUUGGGCUGAAUGAUGGGAGCUUCCUAGUUGUGAAUGCUGACACUGUUGAAGAUAUGGUCUCCUUUCACCACAGGAAGGAGAUGAUCUCUGAUAUUAAAUUUUCCAAAGACACAGGGAAAUACCUGGCUGUGGCAUCCCAUGAUAAUUUUGUAGACAUUUACAAUGUACUCACCAGCAAAAGAGUUGGUAUCUGCAAGGGUGCUUCAAGUUAUAUUACACAUAUCGACUGGGAUUUGAGAGGAAAAUUGUUACAAGUCAACUCAGGUGCCAAAGAACAACUAUUUUUCGAAGCCCCAAGAGGAAAAAGACAUAUAAUAAGAGCUUCAGAGAUUGAGAAGAUAGAAUGGGACACGUGGACAUGUGUUUUGGGUCCUACUUGUGAAGGAAUUUGGCCAGCACACAGCGAUGUGACAGAUGUGAAUGCUGCUAGUCUUACCAAAGAUUGCUCCCUUUUAGCCACAGGAGAUGACUUUGGUUUUGUAAAAUUAUUUUCGUAUCCUGUAAAGGGCCAACAUGCAAAAUUCAAGAAAUAUGUGGGGCAUGGUGCCCAUGUCACCAAUGUCAGAUGGUUGCAUAAUGAUUCUGUACUGCUAACUGUAGGCGGCGCCGAUACUGCUCUGAUGAUCUGGACAAGAGAAUUCGUAGGAACCCAGGAAAGUAAAUUGGUUGACAGUGAGGAAUCAGAUACAGAUGCUGAGGAGGAUGGAGGCUAUGACAGUGAUGUUGCCAGGGAAAAGGCCAUUGACUAUACCACUAAGAUCUACGCGGUAAGCAUCAGGGAAAUGGAAGGCACUAAGCCACACCAACAGCUGAAAGAGAUUUCAAUGGAGGAAAGGCAGGGAAUUGUCAAGGGAUCCAGGCCACCAGUGAGCAGGGCAGCUCCCCAACCAGAAAAACUGCAAAAGAAUAAUAUCACCAAAAAAAAGAAACUGGUCGAGGAGCUGGCUUUAGAUCAUGUAUUUGGCUAUAGAGGAUUCGAUUGUCGUAAUAACCUGCAUUACCUUAAUGAUGGUGCCGAUAUAAUCUUCCACACUGCAGCAGCAGGCAUAGUUCAGAACCUUUCCACAGGAAGCCAGAGUUUCUAUCUGGAACACACUGAUGACAUUCUCUGUUUGACUGUAAACCAACACCCUAAGUAUAAAAAUGUGGUAGCCACCAGCCAAAUAGGAACAACGCCUUCAAUCCACAUAUGGGAUGCAAUGAGCAAACAGACACUUUCAAUGCUACGGUGUUUCCAUGCGAAAGGGGUUAAUUAUAUCAAUUUCAGUGCGACUGGAAAGCUCCUGGUGUCAGUAGGAGUAGACCCAGAGCAUACGAUCACAGUCUGGCGAUGGCAAGAAGGUGCCAAAGUGGCCAGCCGAGGGGGCCACCUUGAGCGAAUAUUUGUAGUUGAAUUCCGUCCAGACUCCGACACACAAUUUGUGUCUGUGGGGGUCAAACACAUGAAGUUCUGGACACUGGCUGGCAGUGCCCUGCUCUACAAGAAAGGAGUGAUUGGAUCCACGGAAGGUGCCAAAAUGCAGACAAUGCUCUCUGUGGCCUUUGGUGCUAACAACCUCACUUUCACUGGCGCCAUAAAUGGAGAUGUCUAUGUCUGGAAGGACCAUUUUCUUAUUAGGCUGGUGGCCAAAGCUCACACAGGCCCAGUCUUUACAAUGUAUACAACUCUUCGAGAUGGACUGAUAGUCACUGGUGGAAAGGAGAGACCGACCAAAGAAGGAGGAGCUGUGAAACUGUGGGACCAGGAGAUGAAGCGCUGCCGGGCAUUUCAGCUAGAGACUGGGCAACUGGUAGAGUGUGUGCGCUCAGUGUGUAGAGGCAAAGGGAAAAUUUUAGUAGGAACCAAAGAUGGAGAAAUAAUUGAAGUUGGUGAAAAAAAUGCUGCUUCCAACAUGUUGAUUGAUGGCCACAUGGAAGGGGAGAUCUGGGGUCUGGCCACUCAUCCUACCAAGGAUAUUUUCAUCUCGGCCAGCAAUGAUGGUACAGCCAGGAUCUGGGACCUGGCAGACAAAAAACUUCUGAAUAAGGUCAACUUGGGCCAUGCAGCCAGGUGUGCUGCCUAUAGCCCUGAUGGAGACAUGGUGGCCAUUGGCAUGAAAAAUGGAGAAUUUGUCAUCUUACUAGUGAACAGCCUGAAAGUCUGGGGGAAAAAACGAGAUCGGAAAUCAGCUAUUCAGGAUAUCAGAAUGAGUCCAGACAACCACUUCUUAGCUGUGGGCUCAUCAGAGCACACUGUUGACUUCUAUGACCUCACCCAAGGCACAAACUUGAACCGAAUUGGAUAUUGCAAAGAUAUCCCAAGCUUCGUUAUUCAGAUGGAUUUCUCAGCUGACAGCAAAUACAUACAGGUUUCAACUGGGUCUUACAAGCGUCAGGUGCAUGAAGUCCCAUUGGGGAAGCAGGUGACUGAUGCCACAGUCAUCGAGAACAUCACCUGGGCCACCUGGACAAGCAUUCUAGGAGAUGAAGUCAUUGGGAUCUGGCCCCGAAAUGCAGACAAGGCUGAUGUUAACUGUGCCUGUGUGACCCAUGCUGGCCUGAAUGUUGCCACCGGAGAUGACUUUGGGCUGGUGAAACUCUUUGAUUUUCCGUGUACAGAAAAAUUUGCCAAACACAAGCGUUACUUUGGUCAUUCCGCUCAUGUGACCAAUAUCCGAUUCUCUCAUGACGACAAGUACGUGAUCAGUACUGGAGGAGAUGAUUGCAGUAUAUUUGUGUGGAGAUGUUUGUAAAACAAAGAACAACAACAACAACAAAAACACAAAACCUGCAGAAAUGGAUCAUAAUACUGCUGCGUUUCCAAGGCUGUGGCCAGGUGCCUCUUUACCUUUUCAGGUGCUUGGAAAUGAUUGAUGUAAGAGGAUGCAGUCACAAUUGUGGUGUUUUAAGGAAGCCCUCUAACAACCUGAAAUUUGCAAAACUGAUAAAUCCCAUGGAGAAGGAAAACCAAACUUAAAACUCUGGUGGCCCCUAUUCCUAAAGUCUAGAAACCAACACACACACACACACACACACACACACACACACACACACACACACACUCAAAAUCUUGUCUGACAAUGUAGCCCACUGACAAAAUUUUAAGCCUCAGUUGCCCUAACAAUUACAUAGCUUUACUUUGCAUUGUAACUUCUUAAAAGUAUGGUUUAGGUCCUUUUUUCACACAUUUUAGAUGUUCACCUUUUCAAAAUCACUAUCUUGAAUGAGAUUAAUUCUAAGUUAUAUGCACUGGGAUAAAAGAAAUGCUAAAAGUACACUUUUUCCACUAAAGCUAAACACUUUCAAAAACCAAAUGAGCCAUGUACAAAAAAAGUUUAAAAUGUUAAUUUUUUAAUGUUUUAUUUGCAGAGUUUUAUAUCCAUAAAGUGCCUUUGAAAGUUUUUAGUCAUGUGGGCUACUCUCACCUCCCACAAAUACCUGCUUUCUACAUAUGGUGCUAUAACUUUCAAACUGAGGGCUAACCAAACACCCUUAGCAGAUAUGUAGUUUCUCAUUCCUGUCCUUUUAAUUUUUAUAAAAUUUGUAAUGGGAUGACACAAGUCAUCUGCUUCACAAAUAAUGGUACAAGGUGAGCUAAAGUUGUUACUUGAGUGCAGUAGGACUGGAGUGGAGGGAGAAUGACUGAGAUGUUCAUUAAGCAUCGUUCACUAAGCAGGCCAGACCCCCAAAUCACAUUUUUCAAAAAUUCUAGAAAUAAAAAAGCCUGCUUCCAAGGCACAAGAUGGACUCGAAACUGACUUGUUUUAUGUCUUCUAGUCUAUGCUUUGAUGGUAGAUAGCUAAAUGUCAUUUAAAAUCAUUGCUGCCUCAAUUUCCUGAGUGAUAGUAGCUGAACUGAACCUGUCUUUCCUGCAUCCCCAUUCCUUCUCUUCUCACUUUCCACCUCUCAAAAUUGGCAGGUGGCCUCGAGCUAGGGUUGUUGACUUUUUGUCCAUUGUCUUGCUUCAGGAAAAGGUCAGAACAAAAAUCCCUGUGUGAUAAAUUCCUAAGCCCCUGAGGUAUUUGAUACAACUUGAUCUUGGUAAUUAAAAACAAAACAAAACACAACUGAAAGUUGCCAGUCAUGUUUAUAAAAUGAGUUUUGCUUGAUAGUCUUUCCCAAACCACACUAUCUAAGAUGAUAUUGUAAUCUAUUAUUGGUAAAAAUAAACCACAGGGCCCUACCACCCCAGUGCCUUGCAUAAAGAAGGCACUUGAUAAAUCUUUUGUUGACUACAGGGUAGGGCAGUGAAUUAAGAGGGAAAGAAGGCAAAAGUACACUGUAUUGAAUGGCAGUACUGACAGUAUGCACUAGCUAUUCCUUAUACAUUUACUGAAUUAAACUACUGAAAUUUAAGAGCUAUUGGCUAUUUUAUCACAUGUAGACAAAAAAAGCAAAAUGGAGUAUCUUCAAUUAAGGAAUAAAGAUUCCAACAUCACAAGUGCUUCAGCAUUCUCAAUGAAAUACAUCAUUCAUUAAGCUAUUUUUCUAUGCCAAACUUAUUAAUGCCUUAUGUUGAUAUACAAUUAGUUUGUCAGAUCCACGAUGAGUCCCCUAUGCAGUCUUCACUUAGAGUUUAAUUUUUUUCCCCCUGUAUUAAUAACGUAACCAUAUUGGCUGGUGAUGCUGGGUGAUCACCACAUUUGCCUAUGUUGUACUACUGUUGGCCUUUCAUAUUGAUUGUACCUUAAAUAGAAAUAAACGUGAAAAUACAAUGAACUGAUCAAUGGUGAUAUGUGAAAACUAUAUUUAAGAGCAAUAGUGUCUGUGUGUGUCAGGAAAACAAUAUAUAAUUUGUAAGCAUUUAUAUGGUAUGAUUUUAUGUAUAAAUCUGGCACUGUAUCCUAAUAAUGUAAAUUAAAAUAUUGGCGCAUGAAUUUAUUUUUCAAUUGU